This is a messenger RNA of Aspergillus melleus, 1419 nucleotides long. RefSeq lists its product as uncharacterized. Bases 1 to 1419 code for a protein of 472 amino acids. NCBI's taxonomy places the organism in Eukaryota, Fungi, Ascomycota, Eurotiomycetes, Eurotiales, Aspergillaceae. Gene Ontology annotation, biological process: protein phosphorylation; regulation of mitotic cell cycle. The record is from RefSeq and is a predicted model, not a curated record. Gene Ontology annotation, molecular function: cyclin-dependent protein serine/threonine kinase activity; ATP binding. Gene Ontology annotation, cellular component: nucleus. The transcript has 3 exons.
AUGUCCUCCAAGUCCCGAUGGGCCGACGAUGACCCCGAGACCGAAGCCAUCGUCGCCCAACGCAAACGGGAGAAGGAAGAGAAACGACGCGCCAAAGCCGAAAAGCAACGCCAGCUUGAGGAACAACAAUCGCAGCCUCAACCGCCCCCAGAGACCAACGGUAAUGUCGAUGCGCCUCCCAAGAAACGACGACGAUUGUCCAAUGAGCCCGACGACCAACAGGAGCUGCCCGAGUUCGCCGAUCCCCGAGGCGAGAAAGAGAAAGCAACCCAGACUUCAAAGCUGCUGCGCUUUCCGGGACCAGGAUGGGGUCCCUGUCGCCAUGUCGACAACUUCGAACGUCUGAAUCACAUCGAAGAGGGCUCGUACGGUUGGGUUAGUCGCGCAAAGGACAUCGUGACCGGCGAAGUCGUGGCUCUGAAGAAACUCAAGAUGGAGAACGCGCCGGACGGAUUCCCUGUGACUGGUCUUCGCGAGAUCCAGACUCUGUUGGAAGCGCGCCAUAAGAAUGUUGUAUAUCUGCGAGAAGUGGUGAUUGGGAAUAAACUGGACGACAUUUUCCUAGUAAUGGACUUUUCCGAGCAUGACCUCAAAACCCUUCUGGAUGACAUGCGCGAGCCCUUCCUCCCCUCCGAAACAAAAACCCUCAUGCUCCAAGUCCUCUCCGGCCUGGGCUUCCUCCACUCGCAAUGGAUUAUGCACCGCGACCUCAAAACCUCCAACCUGCUCAUCAACAACCGCGGCGAGCUGAAAAUCGCGGACUUCGGUAUGGCCCGGUACUACGGCGACCCGCCUCCGAAAUUGACCCAGCUGGUCGUGACGCUGUGGUACCGAUCGCCGGAACUGCUCCUAGGCGCCGAGAAGUACGGCACGGAGAUAGACAUGUGGAGUAUCGGUUGUAUAUUCGGCGAGCUUCUAACCAAGGAGCCAUUACUGCAGGGCAAGAACGAAGUCGACCAAGUCUCCAAGAUCUUCGCCCUCACCGGUCCCCCAACACCCCAAUCCUGGCCAGGCUUCCGAUCUCUCCCCAACGCCAAAUCGCUCCGUCUUCCUCCCACCUCAUCAUCCGACUCAAGCAGCCUCCCCUUACUACCGCGGUCCAAAUUCCCCUUCCUAACAAACGCCGGCCUCCAUCUCCUCUCGUCCCUACUGGCCCUGAACCCCGGCAUCCGCCCCACCACCCAAGAAUGUCUCGCGCAUCAGUACUUCCGCGAAGACCCCCGUCCGAAACCCAAGGAGAUGUUCCCCACGUUCCCGUCCAAAGCUGGCAUGGAGAGGCGGAGACGUCGCGAGACUCCCGAAGCGCCGAAGCGCGGCCAGGACGCUCCGAAGCUGGACUUUGCGAGCGUCUUUGGUGGUCAGGCUGCUGCUAGCGAGACGGGCGAAGCGGGCGCAGGCUUUACUCUUCGACUAGGAUAG